This is a messenger RNA of Desarmillaria tabescens, 1825 nucleotides long. RefSeq names its product cytochrome P450. The transcript has 17 exons. Bases 84 to 1712 code for a protein of 542 amino acids. Gene Ontology annotation, molecular function: monooxygenase activity; heme binding; iron ion binding. The record is from RefSeq and is a predicted model, not a curated record. NCBI's taxonomy places the organism in Eukaryota, Fungi, Basidiomycota, Agaricomycetes, Agaricales, Physalacriaceae.
CGCCAUAUAAGGAACGAAGCUAGCUAACGGUUAUCUUAUACCGAUAUCCCAAAGGCUUCGGUGUGGACACACCUAGUGUGACGAUGUCUCUCAGUGUUCUUUUAAUAAGCACUCUCAUUUCUGGUAUUGCCUUUGUCGUGCUUGUGGUCCUGCCAUGGCGUAGCUCCCCUUUGCGUCUACUUCCAUUACCCCCAGGCGCUGCUACAUUAUGGGGCCACGAGAAGACAAUUUUCAUGGACGAGCCCGGUCGUGUGUAUCGCAAGUGGAUCAAGGAGAUUGGUCUGACCUUCCGGAUCAAAGCAGCAUUUGGGGCUCCAGAUAUUUUGGUCGUAAGCGAUCCAGAAGGGAUAGCCCAUAUUCUCCAAAAGAGAAUUUAUGAUUACCAUCACAGUGCUGUGGUUCGACCUCGCGUGGCUCGUUUAUUGGGGAAGGGUUUAGGCUGGGUUGAGGGAGAAGAAGAGCAUAAGCGUAUGCGGCGUAUUACUAGGCCGGCACUCACUGCAGAUAACGUCAAAGCUAUGUCACCUGAUAUAAUAGAAGCGGCAACACAGGUUAUUAGUGAUCUUGUUCGGUUGGUACAAGACAGCGGUAGCAGAGUUGAAGUGGAUGCCAUUGACUGGGCAGGCAAGGCAACCCUGAACGUGAUAGGGCGUGUUGCAUUUCUGCAUGAUUUUAACCAAGGUAAUAGUGAAGAGGCUCGGCGCAUCUUGAACGCCAGGAAGUCAAGUAUACCGGCUGCCGCAACCUAUUUCGGAUAUUUGACAUUGAUGCUACUUCGACGUUUCCCGUUUCUGAACAACUUACCUAUCCCGCAAAUUCAGCGUCAAGGGCUAGCGAAGACAACGAUACAAUCCGGCGUGGCAAAAGAACUUGUCAAUCGGUACCAGCAUCUGGCAGACGAGUCUUCCGACAGGGAGAAUUAUCAGCAAGACCUCUUGAGUAGGCUCCGUGAGUCGGCGUCCUCCUUUAUGGAUUCCGUCUUAUUCGAACAUGCAGUUCGAGCUUCAUCAGAGGAGAAAUUGUCCGUAUCAGAGCUAUACGAGCAGAUAUCUACUUUCAUUAUCUCCGGAUUUGAAACAACCACGGCGACCCUUUCAUUUUCGAUUUGGGAACUGGCACGUCAUCCGGACAAGCAGCAGAGAUUACGCGAAGAGUUAUCUACUAUCAAUGGGGAUCCCACGUUCAAUGAUUUCCAAAACGGGCUUCCUUAUCUCCAUGCCGUCUUGAAAGAAACUCUACGACUAUACCCGGCACUUCCCUACAUGGAACGAGUGGCGACAAAGCCGGAUGUAAUUCCCUUGCGGCAACCCCUACAACUUGCGAACGGACAGGUCGUACACCAUGUUGUUGUCAGGCCAGGCCAGACAGUUUUGAUACCAAUUAUAGCAAUCCAUCGCCAAGAUUCAAUUUGGGCUGAUGCUGAUACAUUCAGACCAGAGCGUUGGCUGGAGGACCUCCCUCCGCAAGAGCAGUUGUGCUCUGGUUGGGGGAAUCUAUUAGCAUUUAGUGAUGGUCCUAGGAGUUGCAUCGGGAUUCAGCUCGCUCUGUUCAACUACAAGACUAUUCUUAGCUCCUGGAUAAGGCAGAUUCAGUUCGAGGAUACUGGUCUUGAAAUGUCUUUGAAAAUUUCUUCUAGUUUACAACCAUGGGUACGGGGCGACAGAGACAAGCAGGGUCGAAACCAAGUUCCUAUAUAUCUCCGCUCUGUAUAAAAACUAUAUAUAUUCUUGUAAAGACAAGUACGAGUAACUGAAUUCCAUAAAACCGAGUUGACGAGUCGCUCUUUCAUGAUGUUGAAGUUAGGUUUAAAUUAUCUAAUUGUCGG